AUGACAGACCAUUCCGCAGCAGUCAAGGUCGUGACAUGCUUCCUCCUCAUCGUCUCGUUCAUCGCAGUCGUAGCCUGUUUGACGACAAACUGGCAGGUUCUGAGGAGGAAGGUGUCUAGUGUGGCGCUCCUUUUGAGCACUUUGAUCGCAUCGAUUGCCUCCGGGGCAGCUGUAUCCGUCGCUGCAACUCAUGGCUUGGGACAGGCUUCCCCCCUCACAGAUGCCCAGGUGGUCGUCAUGCAAAAGGCCCUCUACUCCAUGGAGGUGCUGUAUGUUUUGACUCUGGGACUGGGAAAGCUAUCUGUCAUGGUUCUCUUCUACAGUCUGCUCUCGUCGACAGGCCAGUCGAAGUCCGUCCUGGCAGCGACGGGUCUACUUUUAAUAUGGGUUGUGGUAAUGGUCAUUGUGGUAUGCCUGCAAUGCCAUCCACCCGAAGUUUGGAACAUCGUCGGCGGAACGUGUCUUGACUUGUCCGGGAUUUGGAUAGCAUUCGGGGUCAUGAACGUCUUGGUCGAGAUCAUGAUUAUCGCAGUUCCGUCCUUCAUCAUCUUCCGUCUGAAACUGAGUCUGAAAAGACGCUUGGUCGUCAUAAGCUGCUUCGGCAUCCGGAUCCUGGACAUCGCGGGCAGUAUUGUACAGCUAUGCUACGUCCGUAAUUUCAAGAUCCACGCCGACUCCCCAAUGCCGACCAAUGUUUGGCAAUGGGCAAUUUGCAGUCAAGUGCUUCAAACAGUGGCUAUCUUAUCUGCCUGUGUGCCAUACCUUCGAGAGUUCCUGGAGUCGUUCCCCAGUGGUAUGUUCAAGCCGACUGAACUCAAACAUCCUACGGUGCAGUCGGCAUACAAUGCGACCAAAUGUUCGGACAGCGAUAUAGAAUUAAUGAGGCCGGAAUCAACAAAAGAUACUUAG
Molecule: messenger RNA, 909 nt
Organism: Aspergillus niger
Lineage: Eukaryota; Fungi; Ascomycota; Eurotiomycetes; Eurotiales; Aspergillaceae
Exons: 4
Coding region: 1-909 (302 amino acids)
Source: RefSeq, a predicted model, not a curated record